This is a messenger RNA of Telopea speciosissima, 371 nucleotides long. RefSeq lists its product as uncharacterized. Bases 34 to 339 code for a protein of 101 amino acids. NCBI's taxonomy places the organism in Eukaryota, Viridiplantae, Streptophyta, Magnoliopsida, Proteales, Proteaceae. The transcript has 4 exons. The record is from RefSeq and is a predicted model, not a curated record.
UGCUCCUUUAGAAAAUAUCAAAGUGGAUGAAGCAUGACAGCCUUCUUUUCAUACAUUACUUUUACCACAAAGCAUUUGCUUACCACUUUGAGGACAAAAAUGAAGAUGACUGGAUCACCAGAUACUUCUUCACUGGAGGGACAAUGCCUUCUACAAACUUACUUCUUUAUUUCCAGGAUGAUGUUUCUAUUGUUGACCAUUGGGCUUGUAAAUGGGACACAUUAUGCACAAACCAGUGAGGAGUGGCUUAAGAGUAUGGACCAGAACAUGACUUCUAUCAGUCCAAUAAUGGAGUCAACUUAUGGCAAAGAUUCAGCUGUUAAGUGGACUGCAUACUAGCGGACAUUCUUCAUCUUGGUGGCAGAGCUGUU